AUGAAAAUGGUGUCUUGUAACUGUUCGUAUCAAAUAUCAGUAAACUCUGAUUGCCAAAGCGCUGUAUCAAAAUGCAAAUAUCAGAAAAACUACAAAAAUCAAAUGGAAUGCAUUCAAUGUGAAGAUAAAUAUGUUUUUAACGAUAAUAUUUGUCAAAAUGUUGCUAACAUAUCAACUCGAAACAAUGUCGUUUAUCAAUGUGAAAAUGGCAAUUAUUUGAAUGAAAACAAUCAAUGUGUAAAAUGUACAGACAAUUCAUUGAUUUGUAUAAAUUACAAUUCAAACACUAUAAUUAUGACUUGUGUAAAAAAUAAAGUUUAUGACGUUGAAACAAUGAGUUGUAUUGGUGAUAAUAAUUGUUUGAAAUACAGCAAAGAUUAUUGUUCACAAUGUGUUGAUGUUAACAUGGAACUAAAAUAUGGUAAAUGCUCAGUGUGUUCAAUACCAAAUUGUAAAUGUUGUGAAGGUGGAAAAUGCAAAAAGUGCAAUGAAAAAUACGUGAUACAACCAAAUGGGUUUUGCGUUGAACAAAGUGAAGUUGGGUGUGUCAAAGCUGAUGGUCUUUUUUGUUUGCAAUGCAAUGAAGGGUUUAACCCGAUAGAAACUCUCAACAAAGAAGGAAAAUACGAUUUUUGUAUUCCAAUUUCUCAAUCUCAAAUAGCUGACUGUAAAUACUCACUGAUUUCAAAAUCAAUAUGUGUUGAAUGUUUGGAUAGUUUCAAUUUGAAAGGUGGAAAUUGUUCAGAAAAUUUUGAUGAUAUUGAUGACGAUGUUACUAACACAAAACAAGUGAUAAAAGGUGUUGAAGUUUCAUGUUUUACUCGAAAUAACAAAGGGUGUGAAAGAUGCAGUUCUGGUUAUUAUAACAUUAACAGCGAAUGUGAGAUGUGUUCAAAUCACUGCGAUAAUUGUUAUAAUACAACUUAUUGCUUGACAUGCGAUCCACAGUAUUACCUGUCCUCCACCUUUACAUGUGAACCACUUGACAAUUUAUUUACAAAAUAUGAAUUGACUCUGCCAACAGGUGGUGGAUGUGUGAUUUGCAAAGACCAGUACUAUAAACAAAAAACAGACUGCAUUUCUUGUGAUGAAUCGUGUGGUACUUGUGUUGAUGGCACUUCUUGUUUGACUUGUCAAAAUCAGUAUUUCAAAUUUUCUGGCAGUGAAAAUAAAUUGUGUGUAUCAUAUGACAACUUGACUAAUUGUGAAACUAAAACGCCGAUUGGGUGUGUAAAAUGUGAGAAUGGAUAUUUCUUAGAUAAUUACAUUUGCAAAAGUUGUUCUGAUAACUGCAUUUCGUGUGACAACGAUCAAAAUUGUAAAAUCUGUGUUGAAAACGAUUAUGUGUUGGUUGACUCGCAGUGUGUGAAUUACAAAAAUAUUGAAUUUUGUUUGUCUGCAUACAAUUCAAAGUGCACAGAAUGUGAAGGCUUUCACAAACCAAGUGAUGUUGGUGAUUACUGUGUCAAAGAGACAAAUUAUGGGUUGGUAGUUGGUGUUCCAUUAUCAGUCACUUUUGUGAUCAUAGUGUUUAUUGUUGCAAUAAUAGUAAUAGUGAUAUCAAUGAUACAAAAGAAAAAACAAAAGAAGAAAGAGAAGAACAUUUGCAACUUCAAGAUGAGUCGGUCCAACAUUGAGAUGGUCAAAUUAAGUGCUAAUUUGGUGUCAAACAAGACAACACUGAAAUUUGAUUUGGAUAACAAUGACCCACUGAAAGUCGACAUUGAGACAAGAGAUUUGUUAUGUAUCGGAAAUGUGACUAAAAGCAAUUUAAAAGUUCAAUUCAGUGUAAUAGAAGGGUGUGACUAUUAUGAAAUACGAAGUGUGCCACCACUUGUGACAUUGAAGCCUGGAUAUGCUUGCGAAUUUGAGAUAUUCAUCAAGCCGUUGUGCACUUGUGUCACCAAAGAACAUGUAGCAAUCACUUCAUUGAAUAUAGCAACCGGUGUCAUUGAAAAUGCAAAAGUUGAAAUGGAAAUCGAAACUGAACAAACAACUAAAUUGAAUUACAGAGAAAAUAUCGAAGACGAGAAGCUUGGUGAAGGAAGUUUUGGAAUAGUUUUUAAAGGGCAAUACAGAGGCGUCUGUGUUGCAAUCAAAAAGAUGAAACAACUUGAUAAUUAUGAAAGUGGACUUGAAGAAUUUGAAAAGGAAGUUGCCAUGUUAGACAAGUUUAGGUGUGAUUACAUCAUACACUUCUAUGGUGCUGUGUUUAUACCAAGUAAAGUGUGUAUGGUUACCGAAUUUGCAGCAUUUGGGUCACUCCAAGACUUGAUCAAACACAAGAAGAGUGAUGAAGUUGAUAUGAAGUUGCGAAUGAAAUUUUUGUUGGAUGCGGCAAAAGGCAUUCAAUAUUUACAUGAAAAUGGGAUAUUACACAGAGACAUCAAGCCAGACAAUUUCCUGGUGUUAUCACUCGAUGUGAAUGAAAUAGUGAAUGCAAAAUUGACAGACUUUGGGUCGUCGAGAAAUGUGAAUAUGCUGCAAACCAACAUGACAUUCACAAAAGGUGUUGGCACACCAAUCUACAUGGCGCCAGAGAUUUUGAAACAGGAUAAGUACAAAAAGAGUGCAGAUAUUUAUUCAUUUGCAAUCACUAUGUUUGAGACUAUUUCUUGGAGAGAAGCAUUUCCAAAAAGUGAAUUUAAAUACCCAUGGAAAAUACCAGACUUUGUUAAUGGUGGAAAUCGUCUCCAAAAAAUUGAUUGUAUGACUGACGAACAAUACGAACUAAUAUCUAACUGUUGGGCUCAUAACAAAGAAGAUAGAAUCACUAUUGAAGCUGCAAAAGAAAAACUUGAAAUUUUGUUAAAAUGA
Molecule: messenger RNA, 2817 nt
Organism: Entamoeba invadens IP1
Lineage: Eukaryota; Evosea; Mastigamoebida; Endamoebidae
Product: protein serine/threonine kinase, putative
Exons: 2
Coding region: 1-2817 (938 amino acids)
Biological process (GO): protein phosphorylation
Molecular function (GO): protein kinase activity; ATP binding
Source: RefSeq, a predicted model, not a curated record